Monopterus albus (swamp eel) is the source of this 3488-nucleotide messenger RNA. RefSeq names its product ralA binding protein 1 (gene ralbp1). Lineage: Eukaryota; Metazoa; Chordata; Actinopteri; Synbranchiformes; Synbranchidae. The coding region runs from base 100 to 2079 and encodes 659 amino acids. The transcript is spliced from 11 exons. The record is from RefSeq and is a predicted model, not a curated record. Gene Ontology annotation, cellular component: membrane. Gene Ontology annotation, biological process: positive regulation of GTPase activity; small GTPase-mediated signal transduction; endocytosis. Gene Ontology annotation, molecular function: GTPase activator activity; small GTPase binding.
GAGAUCCCCAAUCUCAUGUCAGAUUGAUUUGACAGGAAUUAAUAUGAUGUGAUGGAGGGGUGAUGUCCCAGUCAGAGGAGUGAUACGGCUAAAGCAGCCAUGACUGAAUGUUUCCUGCCUCCCAGCAGCAGCCCUGCUGAGCAGCGCAGGGCUGAACACCCGGGCAGUGUUGCUCGCACCCCCAGCUCUGAGGAAAUCAGCCCCACUAAGUUCCCAGGGUUGUACCGCACCGGCGAACCAUCGCCACCUCAUGAUGGCCAUCACCAUGAGGCACCUGACACCUACGUCUCAGACGAUGACAAAGAACACAGCAAGAAGAAGAACAAGUUCAAGAAGAAGGAGAAAAGGACGGAAGGCUACGCCGCCUUUCAGGAGGACAGUUCAGCAGACGAAGCAGAGAGCCCGUCUAAGAUGAAGCGCUCUAAGGGAAUUCAUGUGUUCAAGAAGCCGAGCUUCUCCAAGAAAAAGGAAAAGGACUUCAAGGUGAAGGAGAAGGGCCCCAAGGAGGACAAGGCCAAGGAUAAGAAAUCUAAGGACCUGACUGCUGCAGACGUGGUUAAACAGUGGAAAGAGAAGAAGAAGAAGAAGAAGCCCACAACUGAGGUGGAGACGGUCCCGGUGGAGACCCCCACCUUCAGACCCAUCUUUGGAACACCUCUGGCUGAAGCCGUCAAGAGAACAGCUCUGUAUGAUGGCAUCCAGCUGCCAGCCAUCUUUAGAGACUGUGUGGACUACAUUGAAAAUUAUGGCAUGAAGUGUGAGGGCAUCUACCGGGUCUCAGGUAUGAAGUCCAAGGUGGAUGAGCUAAAAGCGUCAUAUGACCGUGAGGAGUGCCCCACCCUGGAGGAGUAUGACCCCCACACAGUUGCCAGUCUAUUGAAGCAGUACCUUCGGGAGUUGCCUGAGAACCUGUUGAGCCGAGACCUGGCCCAGCGCUUUGAGGAGGCCUGCGGUCGGCAGGUGGAGGCUGAGAAAGUGACAGAGUUCCAGAGGCUGUUGUCCGAGGUGUCGCCCGAAAGCCGACUUCUUCUCUCCUGGCUCAUCACGCACAUGGACCACGUCAUUGCCAGGGAGGCCGACACCAAGAUGAAUAUUCAGAAUAUCUCCAUUGUCCUCAACCCAACCAUACAGAUUGGGAAUCGUGUUCUUUACGUGUUCUUCACCCAUGUGAGGGAGCUGUUUGGAGACGUAGUCCUGAAGCCAGUGGUGCGGCCCCUUCGCUGGUCCAACAUGGCAACGAUGCCAGCGCUGCCCGAGACCCAGGAGAACAUCAAAGAGGAGAUCCGACGACAGGAUUACCUUCUGAACCGCCUGCACAGGGAUCUGCAGGCGGGUGUGAAAGACUUGUCCAAAGAGGAGAGACUCUGGGAGGUUCAGCGAAUCCUGACGGCUUUGAAACGCAAGCUGAGGGAGGCCAAACGUCAGGAGUGUGAGACUAAAAUAGCCCAGGAGAUAGCGAGCCUGUCAAAGGAAGAUGUUUCAAAGGAGGAGAUGACUGAGAAUGAAGAGGAAGUUAUCAACCUCCUCUUAAAACAGGAAAAUGAGAUCCUGACGGAGCAGGAGGAGCUGAUCUCUCUUGAGCAGGUGCUUCGUAGGCAGAUAGCUACUGAGAAGGAAGAAAUUGAGAGACUGCGGGCUGAGAUUGCAGACAUACAGAGUCGGCAGCAGGGUCGCAGUGAGACAGAGGAAUAUUCAUCAGACAGUGAGAGUGAGAGUGAGGACGAGGAAGAGCUGCAGAUGAUUUUGGAAGAUCUGCAAAAGCAAAACGAGGAACUGGAGAACAAAAACACCCACCUGAAUCAGGCCAUCCACGAGGAGCAAGAGGCCAUCUUGGAGCUCCGCGUCCAGCUCCGCCUUCUGCAGAGCCACAAGCUACAGCAAGAGCUGACUGUCCAGCUGCCAGCUGAGCAGGCCCCCCCCACACAGCCGAGCCCAGAGGCCCGCAGCGAGGAGCAAACCAAACGCUCUGUCAUUGCGGUGGCUGCUAGCACAGAUGUGGCUGCCUCGGCCAAUGGAAAGGCAGCUAAGGAUCCUUCAAAGCCCUCGCCAAGCAAAGACAGGAGAGACACCAACAUGUGAGAUGUCAGCGAGGUAUUUGGUGGCUCUGUGCUGCUGUACAUCUCUGCCGCUGGUCAGUUGUCCUGUAGCGUCACUCAUUAUCCACUGGAAAGUUUACAUGGCUGGAGUUAACUGUGGCAGCCAUGGAAAAAUCUGUUACACUGUCUUUGUUGUCCUGGCUCAGCAAAAUCAUAUACAUUGUUUCCCAUUUUCCCUGGCAAAACACACACACACACAAGUAAAGCAGCUGCUGUGGCGGACAACUGGCUCCUACUGUGAGAGACUUGGUGGGACCAUAUUAUCAGAUUCAGUGCCAAGCUUGUAUGAAGGAAGAGGAGGGAGGAAGACAUGGCAUGAAGGGAUUUAUAAAGCAAGUAAGGGAGUGGAAGGAAGAGUUGAUUACAGUAGGUUUAUUUUUUCACCUAAGGACUUAAGAAAUAAUUACCAGAUACAUUCUCAUUCCCUUACCCAAACGGAAGCUAGAGAACACUGUGCCAUAACUGAAGAUGCCAGACUGAACAAGUUUCCCCAGAGAACCACUAAUAGAAAUAGCUCUUUGAAUACUGUAAAAUUUAUGAUUUGUCUAGUAUCUAUAUAUUGUAUAUUGAAGUAGUAUUCUGAAGAAUGCAGAUGACUAUUCAAGAAAGAGAUUAACUUAAAUUGACAGCCUUUUAGUGAUAUAUAUAUAUAUAUUAUAGAUUUUUUUCUUUGAAUAGCAGAUGCACAUAAACAUAGUGGCGUUGUACUUCACAACUGACCAACGGAUGAAAACAUGAAUGGAAAAUAAAGAUGCGACAAAAGUAUAUUCAUCACUGUAAAAUGUAGACAAACAGCUGGAAGUGACAUUGUGUGAAACAACACUUUGUAGUGCAGUCGUCUUUUCUGUUUUUCCAGUUUGCUGAUAGCAGAUCCACAGUGAUGACUCUGGUCUCCAGAAACACACAGGAGGCUUGAUUAGUUUUGAUGUAUAUUUUAGUUUUUUGGGGGUUUUUUUCAUGACAUUAAUUGGAAAUGAAUAACCACAACAGAAGUCAAUCAUUUAAUUUCACAACUGAUCCACGAUUAUUGCAAAGUACUGUCAUUGUUCAGUGAUAUUUAAAGCAAAGGCAUGGCCUGACUUAUUUACAUUUGUGUAUAUUAUUGUAAAAUUGCAGACAUACUGUACUUUGAGCUCUUUUGUUUGGUCCUUUAUUUUCGUUUUGUUAAUGACCUGUGUGGAAAAUGCUAGUGUGACAGUGCCUGCUUUGGUCACAGACACAUCUCAUCUUAUGAUUCAUUGCAUUUUUAAUCUUGUGACUGAAACAGAUCGAUGCUAGAUUGGGCUCAGAAUCUUCUCAUAGGGUUAUUUUCGUAUUGUUCCAAGCUUUUAUAGCCCAUUGUUGCAGACAGAAUAAUGCUGUAAUGAAUAAAAUGUCAAUCUGAAUAAUAUA